Messenger RNA from Pteropus alecto (black flying fox), 1098 nucleotides. It is a transcript of the gene LEMD1, whose product is annotated as LEM domain containing 1. NCBI's taxonomy places the organism in Eukaryota, Metazoa, Chordata, Mammalia, Chiroptera, Pteropodidae. The coding region runs from base 118 to 666 and encodes 182 amino acids. The record is from RefSeq and is a predicted model, not a curated record. The transcript has 6 exons.
GAUUUCUCCUUUAUCUUCCCAGUUUCUUGGCACCAUUUAGUUUGGUCGCAGCUCCUUCUCCUCACUUCCUGUGCAUAAUGAUUCCACUAUCAGAAAAGAGACCAAACCUCUAUCACCAUGGUGGACAUGAAGUGUCUGAGUAACUCUGAAUUACAGAAUCGACUUGAUGAGCUUGGAUUUUCACCUGGCCCAAUACUACCUUCCACCAGAAAAACAUACGAAAAAAAGUUAAUGCAAUUGUUGGUCUCACCUCCCUGUGCAUCACCUGUGAUGAAUGGAACCAGAAAGCUGGACAGAGCUCAGGACUAUGAUGACAGUAAAGAACUUAAUGUCACUAUCAUUUUGAAAGGAAAAAUACUCUCAUCAGAAAAACACAAGAGACUCAAAAAAAGACCCAAGGCUUCCCGCACUAAACCAAAAGUCCAAGAUAUCUACUGUCUGGAUCAUAAGCAUUCUGAGAAAAUAAGGUGUGCCUCAAGAGCACCAAACACCAGAUUCAAAGAAUGGAGUAACACCACAAAGAAAGACUACUGCGUAAUAAACAAGAAUGUUGGGAGCAGGAAGCUAGAAAGGCUUCCGGUGGGCUUGAAGCUUGCUGUGUUUGGCAUCUUCAUCAUUGUGGUAUUUGUCUACAUAACUGUGGAAAAGAAGCCACUCUUUGGUUAAGUGCUUUAGGAGCAUAGCAAUGAUUGCCUCCAAGCUCUCCUGCUUCAAGAAGGAACAGGACUGCUCUUAAGGGGAAGGGCCAGCCAUGUAGCCAAGUAGUCUUCCUUUGCACUGUAUCCGAGCUCAGCCAGGUAGAAGGAAUGAGGGGAAGAAGCAGGCACUUGUGUCAAAGAGUUGGAUUAUAGGGAAGUCUCCCAGUCAUGUCAGCCAUCAUUAAAGGGGCUUCCACAUUGGAGCACACUUCUAAAAAAGAAACUGUGCCUGAGUUUUUCUUUUUAACUAUGGUGACAAGUCAUCGAUCUCAUUUCAUUCACUCUUUAAAUUGUAGUCAACUAUAGAAAGGCCACAAAAGGCAAUUAACAAAAAAAGAGUGUGUCUAGUUUGGCAAACACAAGGAAAUAUCUAACAUCACCAGUAAUGAAAAGAAAAUAA